Molecule: messenger RNA, 3334 nt
Organism: Sinocyclocheilus grahami
Lineage: Eukaryota; Metazoa; Chordata; Actinopteri; Cypriniformes; Cyprinidae
Product: zinc finger BED domain-containing protein 1-like
Exons: 5
Coding region: 40-1650 (536 amino acids)
Molecular function (GO): protein dimerization activity
Source: RefSeq, a predicted model, not a curated record
UCCCGUGAGCUCCAUAUUGCUCCCAAAUUAUCCAGAGAGAUGAACAAAAAAAGAACACACUUCGCAAACAAUCUCCACAGAGGAAGAAGACAUCGAGAUUUUCCGAGAGGCACGUUCAUGCCGCUUCCAUAUAGACGUGUGUACGGACGACAGAGCCGACUGGAGAGUGAGAGAAAGUGGUCCAAUGAUAGGCCUACUUUACAUGCUCAACAGAUCCGGCCUUAUAAUCAGCAAGAAUUGCCAACAAACAGAGGUCAUGGCUCGAAUGUCAAGACACUUUUGAAUAUAAUUAUAAAGGAUCUGCAGCCCUUAAGUGCUGUGACGAGACAUCAUCUCACAAGGACUCUGCAAUCCUCUUUAGAUCUUCAGUUAAGUGCCUCGUGGCUCCGAAAUGAACUACAGAGCCUUUACGGGCAUGAGAGGGUGGAAGUACAGAAUGCAGUCAAUGAUGCAAGUAACCUCGCGCUCUCAGCUGAGUUGUGGAGCUCCAGUGAGAAGGUGUUUUACCUGACAGUAUCCUGUCACCUAAUCAGCGAAAACUGGAAGCUGAAAUCGUAUGUGCUAGAUACAGCUCAUUUACUCACCAAGCACACAGCAGAGAACGCAGCAGAGCACCUUUUGAGAAUUUCGAACGAGUGGAACGUCACAGAAAAGACCCAGAUUGUGGUCACAAAUGUUGAUGGCAUAAAGAAGGCCCAUACCAAUGGAUGCAGAUGGACCUAUAUACCUUGUUUUGCUUAUACCCUGGAUAAAGUUUUCAGAGAAACCAUACUGAGAACCGACUGCGAAUCUCUACUCAGGAAAUGUCAGCAAAUAGUUGCAUUUUUCCACCAAAACUACAAAGCCUCACAAAAUCUCCAGGAGUAUUGUGCUUCUCUCGAUCUCCAGCGAAGUGAACUGACUCAAUCCUGUGGUCUAAAGUGGCUUCCUACUCUUCAUAUGCUGAAGAACAUCUCAGAGCAGUGGAAAGCCAUUUUUAAGGUUUUUGUCAACAGACGAGUGGAUGAUCUUUGCCUGAAUGAGAAUGAAAGAAAAAUAAUUGGAAACAUCGUGGCAGUGCUGGACAUUAUGAAGGACGUCACAGAGGAAGUCUUAAGUCGAGGGUUCAGUCCCAUCUCAAACAUCAUACCGCUUGUGCAAAAGCUGCAGAAGAGGCUGAGAAACCAAUCGGUGGUGGAGAAUGGAAUAGCAAAGAAACUGUCAGAAAUGUGUGACUUUCAUAUCGGCAACAUCAAACAAAACAUUUGGUUUAGAGUUAGCACAGCACUGGACCCGCGAUACAGCCAGCGAUUCCAAACCAGCGUUCUGCAGGACUCUGGCAUUGAAGACAUCACAGCAGAAAUCAGGAAACAGAUCAGGGGAGAUCCACACACUGCAGUGCACUGCAGUCAUGACACUGAAAGCGAAGAGUCAGUCUUUCAGAAGUACUGGAAAACAACAAGCAUUUCAGUGAAUGCACUUGAAUUCUGGAAGACCAAUGAAGAGUUUAAAAAACUUGCAACAGUGGCCCGCAAGUACCUCACAGUGGUCUCCACUGCCAUUCCAGUGGAGCGUGUGCACCAGCUGCAAGAAUCACGGCUUGUUGACAGGAGAAACUGUCUGGAGCCAGAAAAUGUCAAUAUGAUCCUGUUUUUGAACAGCAACCAAUGAAGAAAACGCAUUAUGUGAUCAAUGGGACCCCUCACUGGAUAUGAUUAUUUCAGAUUUACAUCCACAUACCAAAGUUGAAGAGCUUGAAUUGUAUGAAUGAAAGGUUUCAAUAUCUACCAACAUCUGCUGAUAUACUUUUAACGCUUCAACAAUUGUAUUUCAAAGCAACACAAACAUGUGCAAAAAGGUCUAGAAAGUGUAGAUUGUAGACUGUUGCACUGUCUUCUGUAGUGUGGAACACCACAGCAGAUAAAACCUAUAUGACAGCUACCUGUCACCUGAUUGAAAACACAUGACUGCUGGGUCCAUGUGUUAUCAAUCAGGUGACAGGUAGCUGUCAUAUAGGUUUUAUCUGCUGUGGUGUUCCACACUACAGAAGACAGUGCAACAGUAUAGCAGAUAAAUGGCAAAUUGGAAGCAAGAUUAAAGUGGUAGUGACGAAUGAAGAUGGGAUCAAGAGAGACAUCAAAAAAGCAGGAUGGGAUCUCAUACCCUGCUUCGCCAACACACUGGAUGUGGUCUUCAAGGAGAUGCUCGAGGCAUCUUCUGACUGGAAAGAGCUGGUGCAAAGAUGUUGUAAAAUAUCAGAGUAUUUUUCUAAUGUUGAAGCAGAAGGUCACCUCAAGAGGGCACAAAAAAGUUGUGGUUAAGGCAACAUAACCUGGCUGAGACUAAGGGUGAUAAAUGGCUUUCUAAGCUAAAUAUGCUAGAAAGAAUCUCAGAGCAGCAUGAAGCUAUACGCCAAGUGCUAAUUGAAUUUGACGUUGACUUAUUGUUAAGCAUGAAAAUAAAAACAAAGACAAUAUCACCCCUCAAGGCAUUCCAGGAUGUCAUAUCACCAGCAAAACGAUACCACUCACUGUCAUUAUACAUUAUACCACAGGUGGAAGCCAUACGGAAGAAGCUAAAUGAGUUGCAACAGAGCGGAAAUGAGUUUGCAAAAGGAAUUAGCACAUCGUUUGAAUCAUCACUUCAGUAGAGCCAAGGAAAACGACUGGCUGACAUUGAGCACCAUACUUGACCUGAGAUAGAGACAUCACUCUCUUUGAGAAGGAGACUUUCACACGCAUUAGGAAAAGGAUCAUUGCUGAAAUGGAACACCUGAAUGAAGAGAAUCAAGGGAGAAGUUUCCGACAGCCGGACAGUUUUGAUAUGACUCUGAAGAGAUACUUGGAAAAGAAAAUGUUGCAGAUUGGAUGGGAUCCUCUUGCAUUUUGGAAAUUUCCGAAAAAUGAAGACUAGUACCGGAGUGAGGUUGCAUGCAAAUACCUGGCUGUUGUGUCUACCACGGUCCCGGCUGACAUUGCCUUUGACAUGGAGAAAGCCAGACUCGUGGCCAGUCAAAGAAGCAGCUUGGAUCCAGAACAUCUAAAUAUGAUGCUUUUUCUAAAUGCCAACUGUUUCCUUCACUCUUAACUCAUUAUUUAACAGAGGGGGAAAUGAUCAUAGCCUGUUUGUUGUGAAAGAUGAACAGUCACAAAACAUUACCUAUUAGCUAUUAUUAUUAUGCUACCAGCACAUCAGUUAAUAUUUUAAGGGGUAUAGUGGUUAAUUAAGGUUAUAUAUUUAGCUAUUUUGAUUAGGAACUAUUUACUUUGUAGUUUCAAUAGUCAAUAAUCAAUCAGUGACAAUAUGCACAAUACAAAUAUUAUUAAUCGGGCUUUGUCUGCACUUUUUCAGUAGG